AUGGCUGCCGGUGACGAAGACGGUUAUAAAGGUGGCUGGGUGCUGGAGGCUGGGACAGAUAUUCAGACCCAGUUCUACCAGAGCUCCCAGCAGCAUGGUCCUGUGGCAGACAUUUUGAUGGUAAGCAUGAGGAUGAGGAUGUCAAAGACCCAAACUGGAAGGAAGAUGAGGAACCAGUUCUACUGCACCUUCCCAUCCAGCCUGAGCACCAGCAUGACCAGAUAUGGCCAUGCAGCCCCCAGCACAGAUGGAGGGAAGGUCUUCUGCAUGCUUUACGCCCUUCUGGGCAUCCCGCUUACUUUAGUCAUGUUUCAAAGUGUGGGUGAGCGCAUCAACACCUUUGUAAGGUUUCUGCUCCACCGCCUGAAGAAGUGCCUUGGAAUGAGGCACACUGAAGUUUCCAUGGCCAACAUGGUCUCCAUUGGUUUUAUAUCCUGCAUGAGCACACUGUGUGUGGGGGCACUGGCCUUCUCCCACUUUGAAAAAUGGAACUUCUAUCAUGCGUACUACUACUGCUUCAUCACGCUCACCACUAUCGGCUUUGGGGACUACGUGGCUCUGCAGAAAGAUCAGGCCCUGCAAACCAAGCCAGAGUAUGUAGCCUUUAGUUUUAUUUACAUUCUGACGGGCCUGGCUGUGAUCGGAGCCUUCCUCAACUUAGCAGUACUGCGAUUCAUGACGAUGAACGCUGAGGACGAGAAGAGGGACGCUGAGCAGAGGGCUCUCCUUGCCCACAACGGACAAGCAGGCGGGCACAUCAACUGCUCUGUAGACCCGGCCUCCCCGUCCUUCACGCCGCCAGGCUGUGGAGGAGGGAGCGCAGUUGGAGGGAGCAGCGGGGGAGCGGCGAGUCGCGGCCUGCGUAACGUUUAUGCCGAGGUGCUCCACUUCCAGUCUAUGUGCUCGUGUCUGUGGUAUAAGAGCAGAGAAAAACUGCAGUACUCCAUACCCAUGAUCAUCCCACGGGACCUCUCCUCCUCAGACACCUACAUGGAGCAGGGGGAGGCUUUUUCUAACCCUCUUCACUCUAACGGCUGCAUGUGCAGCUUGCAGCACCACUCGGGCAUCAGCUCCGUGUCCACCGGCCUGCACAGCAUUAACACCUACAGAAGACUUAAUAAACGUAGAAGCUCUAUCUGA
Molecule: messenger RNA, 1140 nt
Organism: Nematolebias whitei (Rio pearlfish)
Lineage: Eukaryota; Metazoa; Chordata; Actinopteri; Cyprinodontiformes; Rivulidae
Gene: kcnk3a
Product: potassium channel, subfamily K, member 3a
Exons: 4
Coding region: 1-1140 (379 amino acids)
Biological process (GO): potassium ion transmembrane transport; stabilization of membrane potential
Cellular component (GO): membrane
Molecular function (GO): potassium ion leak channel activity; open rectifier potassium channel activity
Source: RefSeq, a predicted model, not a curated record